UUUUUUCCGAUUUGGCUGUCUUUACACUGCUUCCGCUUGCACUGCACGUUAUAUAUAUAUAUAUAUAUAUGCAUGGGCACCCGCAUAUAUUUAUGUGUAUGUAUAUAUCAACUUCUUCGUCCUGUCGCCACAAUUCAUUCCUCCAGUCCCAGCUGCCUUCUCCAACUGAGACCUGGAAAUUCUUGGCCGGUAAUCAGUAAAUUGGAUUGAUUACCAAAUAACUCAUGGGUCACCCAAGCACAGCCCUUGAGGGUGUGCAUGGACUACAUGUGGUCCCUCAUUCACCAUUUCAGUUGGAAGAGAUGAAUCGAUAUGGGGAUGUUCAUCAAUCAACAUGUGGAAGUUCUGUUGUUGGAGUUAAUCAGCAUCUUAAAGUGCGGAGAGUAUGGGAGCAAAGACCUGCAUGCCUGAGGCCCAUCCAGUGCAGUCUAAAGGGUGAUAAGAAUUUUGCAGAGACAAUUGCUAAUGUGAUCACUUCACUUCCUUUUAUUGCUGUUGGAUUUCAGGCCCCAAGGAAGAAUCUGAACUGUAGGAUAUAUGCUAAUUCAUUAAUAGGGGUUGGUGUUGCCUCGAGUCUGUACCAUGCUUCAAGAGGAAAACUCAAGAAAUAUCUGAGACAGGCAGACUAUACUAUGAUAGCCACAGCAACAGUGUGUCUGUCAAGGGCAUUGAGGAAUGAGAAUCCGAAGUUGUUGAUGGCAGCAUCUGCUUUGUUUCUACCUGUUCGGCCUUUCAUGGUUUCAGCUGUUCACACUGGGAUGAUGGAGGUGGCCUUCGCAAAAAGAGCACAGCAAGACCCAGACCUAAGAACGGCUCACAAGUUGCACAAGAUGUCGUCGCUUAUAGGAGGUGCACUUUUUCUUGCGGAUGAUUUCUUCCCCCAAACUCCAUUUCUUCAUGCUGCUUGGCACCUCGCCGCAGCUAUUGGUGUUAGCACUUGUAACAAGCUACUCGUGUAG
Messenger RNA from Diospyros lotus (date-plum), 959 nucleotides. RefSeq lists its product as uncharacterized. The record is from RefSeq and is a predicted model, not a curated record. The coding region runs from base 225 to 959 and encodes 244 amino acids. Lineage: Eukaryota; Viridiplantae; Streptophyta; Magnoliopsida; Ericales; Ebenaceae. The transcript has 7 exons.